AUGUUGUUUCUUAAUACCCUUGUAGCUCUUGCAGCUACAGUCCUGAGCGCUAGCGCCGCUUCACUCGAGAAACGAGUUCACAAUGGCCAUUGGGUUAAUACCUGGGCUUCUAUGCCGCAAUUGACAGAACCUGGAAACCUUCCUCCAGCCCCAUACAACGGAACAGCAGGGGUCUUUGUCAACGCCACAAUCCGCCAAACUCUUUUCAUGUCCCUCGGCGCCGAACAAAUCCGUAUUCGCAUUUCCAAUGCCUUCGGCGUAAACGACCUCCCGAUUACUGCGGUCACGGUUGCGCUCCCAGUCAAUAAUACUGCAGGAAUUUCCGAAAUUCAAACCAAAACUUUGAAACAGGUCACCUUCAGUGGUAGUUCCUCUAUCAUUGUUCCGAAUGGCGGUCUCGUUGUAUCAGACCCCAUUGAUUUCAAGUUCGACGUUCUCCAAAACAUUGCUGUGACUAUCUAUCUCGAGAAGGGUCAAGCUGGGUUUGCGGUCACUUCACACCCAGGAUCCAGAACCACUUCUUGGAUCACAUCUGGGAACCAGGUCAAUGCGCCAAGCUUCAAUGCUCCAGAUGCUGCUAAUACAGCCCAUUGGUACUUCCUCAGUGCAGUUGAGGGAUGGGUUAAUGGAGGAAAGGGUGCUUUCGUCAUUGUCGGAGAUAGCAUUACGGAUGGCAGAGGUAGCACAACUAACGGUAACAACAGAUGGCCCGAUCUUCUGUUGAGAAACAUGCAGAAGAAGCACUUUACCCGCCAAAUUUCUGUUAUCAAUCAAGCAGCUGGUGGUAACCGAAUCCUCAACGACGGACUUGGACCAAACGCUCAAGGGAGAAUCGAACGUGACGUUCUAGCCCAGCCCGGUACAAAAUACGUCAUGAUUUUCGAAGGUGUCAACGAUAUCGGAACCGCACCGGCCACAAAGGAGGCUCAAGAAGUUGUAUACCAACGCCUUGUUCUCGCCUUCCAACAGAUUGCAACCAGAGUUCAUGCCUUUAAACUGCCAAUCUUCGCGGCAACAAUUACACCAUUCGGCUCCCCUAACCCAAGCCUGCAGCCUUAUUCGGCACCGGAAAGGGAGAAUACUAGACUAAGGAUCAAUGAUUGGAUUAGGAAGUCGAAGGGGAAGGUUUUUGAUGCCGUUAUCGACUUUGAUGCCUUCCUUAGGGACCCUAAGAACGCGACUCAAUUGAACCCACCGUAUGAUAGUGGGGAUCAAUUACAUCCUAGUUUGGCAGGGUACCAAUAUAUCGCGGACAAGUUUCCAUUGGAUUUGUUUGACAAGUUCGAGAAGGGCGUUAAUGGUUUUAAUUAA
Orbilia oligospora ATCC 24927 is the source of this 1311-nucleotide messenger RNA. RefSeq lists its product as uncharacterized. Bases 1 to 1311 code for a protein of 436 amino acids. The record is from RefSeq and is a predicted model, not a curated record. The transcript is spliced from 3 exons. NCBI's taxonomy places the organism in Eukaryota, Fungi, Ascomycota, Orbiliomycetes, Orbiliales, Orbiliaceae.